Oppiella nova is the source of this 311-nucleotide messenger RNA. The record is from the annotation of a GenBank genome assembly. Lineage: Eukaryota; Metazoa; Arthropoda; Arachnida; Sarcoptiformes; Oppiidae.
GUAAACAAAAUACUAAUCAUUGACUGAAUGAGUGAUUAAAAGCAGUCAUUCAUAUGAUAAUGGAUUCACACUUAAAACAAUUGUUUUCAUUAAUUAAUGUCUUUUUAAUCGUAAUAUUCAUAUCAUUUGAUUGUGUGCUCAACAAGACUACAGACACCGACAGCCACACCGCCGAUGACCACAAGACAAUCGCUAUCAUCGGCUGCGGAGUCGGUGGCAGUUCUUCGGCUUAUUUCCUGAACCAGUUGUCCAAAACGGAUCCAUCGAUCGCCGGAUUAUCUGUGGAUCUGUACGACAAGUCCGGCGAAAUC